Messenger RNA from Paramecium pentaurelia, 841 nucleotides. Lineage: Eukaryota; Ciliophora; Oligohymenophorea; Peniculida; Parameciidae. The record is from the annotation of a GenBank genome assembly.
AUGCUUGAAGUUUCAUCAACUGAGAUUAUUUUUGACUUAAAAAAUGACAUAUAUAUCCCUUACAACUUAAGUUUAAAAAAUGUCACAUCCCUUUACUUAGCAUAUAAAGUUUAAAGAAAAACUUAUUCGAUAGAUUAAAUCCACAAAACCAGAACUAUUUUCUGUUAAAUAAAGUAGGGGAUUAAUAUCACCACAUUAAUCUGAAGUUGUAGAAUUUAGUACAACAGAUAGAGCUAAAGUACAUUAUAAAUAAGAAUAUAGGAAGAAUUCAGAUCCAAAGUAUAUCGUGAAUCAAAAAUUCUAAAUUUAUGUUAUUAGUGUUUAAGAAAAGAAAUCAGUAAAACCAAUCAUAUAGUUAGAUUGCUGAAAUUGACAAUCUCUUUCAAUCUCAAGCUUGUUUUAAUAUUAGAUUAUGUACAAGUAUUUUGAAAGAAGAAUUUGGUAAAAAAAUUCCAAUUUUUGGGAAUAAUUUGGCUUCUAGUCAUGCAUCAGUUUUAGUAUUAAAUUAAUUUAUAAUUUUAAUUAGUCAAAUAGUAGAACAGAAUCUUAGGCUACUAUGCAGUCAAUUAUAUAUCCAACUCCAUUAACUAAUUAAGUUUAAUGUGUUUAAAGACUAAAAUAAAUUGAAUUAGAUCUAGUAAUAUUUAUUUAUAAUAAAAUAAGGCAGAAGAAAAACGAAAGAGAGAAUAACUUUAUAAUACAAUUGAAAUAUCAAAAUUAAAGAAAGGUUUAUUAGUUUGUUUAAUUAAUAGGAUCUUCCCUUUUUAAAUUUAUUUUGCCAAUAAUUUUAGGGAUUCUCUUAUCCAAUAUUUACUAAAUGAGUCUUUAAUAUUAUGAAUGA